Molecule: messenger RNA, 3306 nt
Organism: Ornithodoros turicata
Lineage: Eukaryota; Metazoa; Arthropoda; Arachnida; Ixodida; Argasidae
Product: sarcospan-like
Exons: 5
Coding region: 470-1084 (204 amino acids)
Cellular component (GO): sarcolemma; dystrophin-associated glycoprotein complex
Source: RefSeq, a predicted model, not a curated record
UCCGCCUCAGUGGCCUAGUUCUCGAAUGCCGCAAAUAUCGGACCUGCAUGCUGUUCGUCCAAUGCCAUCGAGACUACCUAACAUCGCUGUAACUAAACCACCUUCUGUUACAGUCGCGUCUUCUUUUCUGUCGUCUGCAUCGUGCCAUCUGUUUCGAAUCCCUAGAAAAAUUUCCCCCCAAAAAACGUGAACCUCGGAAAGGUGGAGUUGCGCAACAUGCGGUCGACGGCGACUUGCGGUUUUCAGGUCCGAGUUCCACUUGUUUUCGUCUUUCUAUGAGUCUGUAGUCUGGGAUGGUGCUAAACAGAGGUGCGACAGCAACCACGAGUCCCAGAGCUGUCGUCAUCACUCUGCCUUGAAAGUGCCUGAACGAGGAAAGUGCUUACUGCAAGGCAUGGCUUCGACGGUUUCGUACAAAUGCUGCGCGGUGCUUUGAGCGAACAAAGUGGAGUUCCGAAGGAAAUCCAGCAUGCGAUGCCCCGGAAUAGCGUUGGCUCUGACGGUUGCCCAGCUCGCCACGGGUCUGGGAUUGACGGCUCUAUGCGUUCAUCUCAUGCUCAAACUGCCGUCGCUCACAACCAGAGACUGGCCUGUUUGGGCAGCGGGACCGCUGAUAACUGCGGGUAUUGUGGGAGUGAUGACAGUGUACAGCGCCAAGCACUACAAGACGACGCCAAACAGGAAGCCCAUCUUCGUGCUCAAGGUGGUGAGCUUUGUGCUGAGCAGCCUGAGCAUGGUCCUGUGCAUGGUGGCCGCUGCCUUCCUAGUUCUGCACGUAUUGCUCUACAUUGACCGCUACAGCGAAUGUCGCUACGAUCUCCGGGGCCAUCAAUGUUUCUGCACGCUACCCAGCCAUUCUCAGCUGUACAGAUACUCGAAUGUCACUUGCCUACAGGUUGGCGGUUCAAUCAAGGGACUCUUCUACACUACAGCAGCAGUAUCAGUCGUCGCCGGUAUCUCUUGUCUUUGGUACCUGGCCAUCCUGUGGAGCAGUCGUUAUGUCUACUUUUACUCGGGAGUAGCGCAAGUGAAAUCCAUUCCGCAAGUGUUGGAGCAAUACUCUACUCAGCAGCAUUCAACUUGAACAGCUCAAGGACACAUACAGCGGCAGUUUCCUUCUUUUUGUCGUGACCACCGCUAGGUGUGCAUGUGUUCCGGAACGGAAGUCAAGAAAGCGAGACGUACCCAAUCGUCACCCGCGGGAACCAAGACCUUGUUUUGUCCCAAGUUCUAGCGGGGAAGCAGCAUAGUAUAGGCACUAUAGAGGUAUUUUGCGAAAACUCUAGUCAAUCCAAGGCGUCCACUACUCUAUCUACUCCGAGGGUCUGUCGACGAUCCCCGAUAAAUUUCUUAUUUAUAUAAGCGCUCUCGUUGUUGUCCGAUAUUGAAAGUCUCGAAGCGAAAUCUUUUGACGGGCGCGAUGUCUCCGGUUCAUGUGUCCGAAAUGGAGCUAACGCGCCAUUGGUCUGGACUAUAGUUAGCAUUAGUGACUUUGUAGGGGCAUUUGGGUGACCAAGCAUGGGACCAACGUGAAUUCCGAUCCAGAGAGGAUCUAUCCUUGAUUUGUGCCAAAGAAGAGGGUAGCCGCUGUAAAUAAACUUUUCCACGCCAACACGUCAGUUGCGCCAAGGUAGUAUCUUAAUUAAUGAAUACGUUAGAUACACGGUUAGAGUUCUAAGAACUUGGCACGAGUACGUGAAUCAAUCAAGCGAGUGAACAUUUUGAAACAAGGACGCCUCGAUGAAAUGGACGUGUCCACUUUAUUGUUUGCUUCCAUUGUUCUUCUACAGGAACUCUCCCUUCAACGCUCGCUAGUGCAUUUCGUCCUCAAAACUGCCAUCACAAAGUGUCCCUAUCUUAUCUUAUGUGUCUUAUUAACGAUGCGCCUCGUACAGUGCGAUGCGUAAAAUAGGCACUCGUGACUUUUCCCCCCUAAUGGGAGACGCUUUAUCUCGUACAGAACAGACAGUGAGAGAUAAUGUCCAACUCAGAAAGAACAUAUUUCGGGAGACCCAAUCGAAGGCGGGUAUUUAUACAUCUUCCAGCCAUAUGGAUGCAGUUAUCUCAAUCAUAAUUGAUUACAUCGCUGAUAGCGUUUAAUUAUUGCGCAAUUCCAAUGCCAUCCUGCAGUUUCUUUUAUUUAUCACAGUCGAUUGACACGCAAACAUACUCCCCAAGCAGCACAAUGUACUGAAAGUCGAGUGCAGUAGGGGUGGACGAGUAGGUGGAAGGCCUUGAACAGACUCGAGAAACUAAAGAACAAUGAUAAGAGACAUACCGGCCACUCCUAUUGCAUUCGACUUUCAGUACAUUGUGCUGCUUGGGUCUCACUUAUCAAUCUAAGAAGGAAUGAUAAGCGCCUAUCAGGAAGGAUGGAAACUGCAAUUUGGUGUGGAUCUCUUGGAAGCCUUAAUAAAGGGCAAAGGGUGAUGAUUCUCAGUGGAACCGACCAUUUCUAUUACGUUGUUUAUUCCGCGUUAUCGUGGCUAUGAGGACAGCAGGAAGGAGUAUGCGUCCCGGGCCGACUUCAUUGGACAGACUGCCUACGUUCGUCUGGAAAGUCUUGGGAAAAAGCUUGAGACAGCACUGCCGGUGGUAGGAUUCCAACUCACCACCUCCCAGCACGACCUUGACUACCGCCAACGAGCACCCUCGAGUCCCGCCUGCUUUCCGCUCAUAGACACAGCUGCCUCGCGGUGCAAAAAACACCUGUCACCGUGUGAGUGCAGUUGUACGGUCCCACACAAUCAUGCCUGUACAGCAGAUCGCUCUGCGUCUAUGCUUGGCGGAUCAUAGUUGAUGCUCUGGCAACCCAAGUUGCCAUGGCGACGCAGAGACGCUAACGACCUUCAGCGUGGUGAGAGGAAAGAACGCAGAUACAUAUGGUUUUCAAUUUUUCGGUCCAACUCGCUGUAAGCUGCGUUAAACAUUGGCAGUGUGGCAGUACGUGUGCUUUCCGAACAAUUCUAUUGAAUCGGGACCUAUAAUUCACAAUGAACUGAAGGUCAUCGACGGUAGCCUUUCCUGGAGUUUGAGGACGGCGAGGACGUUGGUAGGGGAGAAUAGGAAAGUGCCGAAAGUGGAAGGAAGGAUAUAUCUGUCAACUCGCCUGCCCUAUGAAACUUCGGGCGUCGGAACCAAUUGUGUGGCCGCGGUUUUUUUUUUUUUUUUCCCACAGAAACAAACUUAAACGACCCGUUGUUACACAUGAGGCUUAAUUUUAUCACCUAACUUUGAUAUGUUUCAUGAUCUUAUCAUGUACAUCUUUCCCGGGUACGAAAUACAGAUAUUUUGUUGUUCUGCGGA